AUGGCGGACCCGCUGCGGGAGCGCACCGAGCGGCUGCUGACCGACUACCUGCAGUACUGCGCCCGGGAGCCCGAGCCGGGCGCCCCCGAGCCGCCCCCGUCCACGCCCGAGGCCGCCGUGCUGCGCGCCGCCGCCACCCGGUUACGGCGUCGCCACUGGGCCUUCUUCUCCCGCUACAUCGGCUACCAGGGCAAUCGCGUCGAGCUGAUGGCGCGGAUGGCCGAAGCUACGUUCUCCGACAACCGCGGCCUCAACUGGGGCCGCGUAGUGACGCUCGCGGCCUUCGCGGGGACGCUGCUGGAGAGAGGGCCGUCGGUGGUCGCCGAGUGGAAGACGCGCCACGAAGUUGCCCGGGACUGUCCGCGCCUGGUGGCCUUGCUGUGCGCUCGGCUCGUGGGACAGCACCGUGCCUGGCUGGAGGCUCAAGGCGGCUGGGAUGGCUUUUGUCAGUUCUUCAGGACACCCUUACCACUCACUUUUUGGAGAAGACGGUUGAUCUGGACUUUCCUGUCAUGCUUUUUAGCAACGGCCUUAAUGUAUUUCUGGACACAGUUACAUAAGUUCUAA
Messenger RNA from Castor canadensis (American beaver), 567 nucleotides. It is a transcript of the gene Bcl2l10, whose product is annotated as BCL2 like 10. Gene Ontology annotation, cellular component: mitochondrial outer membrane. Gene Ontology annotation, molecular function: BH domain binding. Gene Ontology annotation, biological process: release of cytochrome c from mitochondria; extrinsic apoptotic signaling pathway in absence of ligand; intrinsic apoptotic signaling pathway in response to DNA damage. NCBI's taxonomy places the organism in Eukaryota, Metazoa, Chordata, Mammalia, Rodentia, Castoridae. The record is from RefSeq and is a predicted model, not a curated record.